Plectropomus leopardus (leopard coralgrouper) is the source of this 6207-nucleotide messenger RNA. It is a transcript of the gene rab11fip5a, whose product is annotated as RAB11 family interacting protein 5a (class I). Gene Ontology annotation, biological process: regulated exocytosis. NCBI's taxonomy places the organism in Eukaryota, Metazoa, Chordata, Actinopteri, Perciformes, Serranidae. Gene Ontology annotation, cellular component: mitochondrion; phagocytic vesicle; secretory granule. Gene Ontology annotation, molecular function: small GTPase binding. The record is from RefSeq and is a predicted model, not a curated record.
GGCAGAGAGGCAGCGACACGCCGCGCGGGGACGGACGCUGCUGCAGCCGCAGAGCUCACUGCUGCGAAACACGGGGAGCAGCCGGGACUCAGCACAGCGACGGACAGCCAUAAUGCGGCACCGCCCGCCGACCCCGGAGCUGAUGUGACCGUGCACACCCAGAGACGCCAGCGCAGACUCUCCCCUCGUCGCGGCAGGUCGGUCUGUCUGUCUGUCUUGUCUGGAGGGGGACAUGUCCUCGCUAACCGUAGAGGAGGACCAGAAAUGGGUACCGACGCACGUCCAGGUGACGGUGCUGAGAGGCAGGGGCUUACGGGGCAAGGGCAAGCACGGCACCAGCGACGUGUACACCAUCAUCCAGCUGGGGAAGGAGAAAUACUCGACGUGCGUGGUCGAGAAGACGACGGAGCCGGAGUGGAGGGAGGAGUGCUCCUUCGAGCUGCAGCCCGGCGUGCUGGAGAGCGGCGGGCGGAGCAGCUGCCCGGCCGCGAGCAACGAGCUGAUCCUCAUCGUCAUGCACCGGGCGCUCAUCGGCAUGGACGUGUUCCUGGGACAAGCGGUGAUCCAGCUGGAUAAGGUCUUCCACGAGACCAGAUGCGUGAAAAACGAGUGGUACAAACUCAACUCGAAGACGGGGAAGAAGGAGAAGGAGCGAGGAGACAUUCAGGUCACCGUUCAGUUCACCCGAAACAACCUGACAGCCAGCAUGUACGACCUCGUCAUGAAGGACAAGAGCGCCUCCACCUUCGGCAAGCUCAAAGAGCGCAUGAAGGGGAAGAGGAGAUCCAGCGACGAGGACUCGGCGUCGGCCAUCGUGUCGAGCGGUACCGCGUCCCUUUACAGGAUGCGGCACCGACUGCCGAGCGACGGAGGCGGGGAGGAGGACUACGAGGACGACGAGGGGGGCGAGGUCCGGCGGAGCAAGAUGAGGACCUUCUUCCUGAGAGGGAAGCUGAGGAAGUCCUCGGAUACUCGUUCCAGCACAUCGCUCGGCUCGGAGAGCAGCGAGUCGUCUUCACGGGGAGGCCUCAGCCCCACGGCCGGCAUCAGCGUGGUGGUCUCCGACCUCUCCAACUCGCCCAGCAACAGCAGCAACCUGACAGUCGACAACAGCCCAGAGCACACAGCCAACGUGUCGCCCAAGUCGUCCUCUCUCCAGUGUGAGUUUGGCGACGAUGAGGCCGGUGAGAUCACCAUCGCAGUGCCUCAGCCCGCUGUGUACGUUAACGGAAGCCAUGCUUACAGCGUCCAGCCCCUGGACCCAGGCUCAGGAAAACCGAAGGAUUCUUUAGGCCUGGGACUGCUGCAGAAGACUUUGCCUCUGUCCACGUCUCUGCAGAACCUCAGACCCUCCUCAGACCUCCCCAAAGGCCCCGCGGGGGACGGGCGCCGCUGGUCUUUUGACAGGCCCGGCGAGGAGGAGAAGGCAGCCAUAGCGGCGGCCCUGGAGCAGAGCGGCCCCAUGCAGGGUGACGAGGAGGAGCGGGCCGCUCCGCCCAAAGCCGCCUCCUCCUCCUCCACCUCCACGGUGGAGUCGGAGAGCCAGGGGAAAAAGCAGAGGAGGAACUUGUUCUCCCACGGGAAGAGUGAGUCUGCGGGGAAAGGUCAGUCCAAGGAUGAGUCUGAACAGGCCACCGCCGCCGAGGAGACACAGGGAUGGUUUGGAUCGAAGGACUCGCACAGCAAACCCAGCCUGGUGGUGUCACCUAAACUAGAGCCCAGCACUGACCCCCACCCACCACCCCUCCCACGCUGUCACCACCCCCCGGGGCCCCCCUUGGUGUCUCCACUGCAUCACACUAACCCCUUCUGCCCCUCACAGACCUCUCCGCCUCCCAUAUCCCCCUGCAACCCUUUCUUCUCUCUCCUCCAGCAGCACAACCCUUUCUAUGACGACUCGCUAACCGCUCAGCCCCUAAAACCCUUGCUGCCUCCUCUGCCCUAUCUCUCCAGCGCCCGGCCCCCGAUAACCCAACUCUUUCCAAAUCACCCGAAUCACAACAACCCAACCACAGAAGGCCUCUCUGGUGCAAAGAGUGAAGCUGUGAAACGACCUCUUCCUCCGAUUCCACCGAAAGAAGAGAAACCUUUAAGCAGGAAGUUACCCAACCCUUUUAUGUCUGCCGGGGAGCCAGAUUCAGAGUGGGACGAAUCGUUUGAAGCGUUUGCAGCUGGCAGGCUGCAGUCUCCCGAGGAUCUGACCACAGACUGCAAAACACAGCAAAACACACCCAGUGAGCAUGCACCACAAUACUGCAACAAUAAAGGAGCAUUACCACCAAAAACACAUCAAAACACUAACGACGCACAGCUUUGCACAGAAUUUAUGUUCGAAGGACACAAAGCGACUCAUCAUCUCGACACAUUUGCACAAUUCCUUGAGACGAUCCCGGAGCACACGAGCUUCGAGAACUUUAACACUCCCUCUAACUCACCAAAACCGGAUGCUUGCACUGAAACUAAUGAAGCUAACAGUCCGACUAACACGGACGAUUUAACCGACACUAACAUGCAUCAAGCCCCCGCUCACACCUCCACCGCCAAGCUCAACAGCAGCUCCCCAGAUCCUGGAUCCUCGGGUCUCGGCAGUUCAGCAGAAGAGGAUUUCCUCUCCUGUCUUUCUUCUUACUCCGACAAAUUCUCUGCAUCCUCCUCCGAGGAAGCGGAGGCACACAACUUUGAAAUCUUCGGCUUUGAUUCGUCGGUUGCAAAAAAGCUGAAACCCUCAGAAUCUGAAGACGACGUCACUGAGAGCAACGAUCUGUCUUCAGUCGAAGCGGCCCAGCACACUGUUAUUCAGCAUGAAGAGGGGGAUGAAGAGGGAGAUCCUGUGAUCGCUGCAAGAGAGACAGGAAGUGAGGAUGCAGUCACUCAGUCGACGAACUUUUCAAACAUCGACUUGUUGCCAAAACUCUCAGAACUGCAGCCAAAUGUCUCUUUACAGCCUGACACUGAAAACAAAGAGGAUUCAGAGGAUUUAUUAGUGUUAAAUGUUUCCUCUGAACCUGUAAGAAACACUACAGAUGUGACAACUGCAGAAGAUGAAUUCUGCUCCACACACCCAUCAGUUCACAUCAUAACCUCCUCCCCUGAUGUGACGCAGAGCUCGUCUCUUCUUGAAAGCACAAGUUUAGGAGUGCAGGAUGCCACCCAGCGUUCACCGAUACCAUUCAGACUUUUUGGUGAUUUCCUCAGCACUAGUCACAUUGCAAACAGUCCGGAUCAAGACUUUGACGACACACUGCUGCACACUUGUGUGUCCGAUCAGAGCAGCUUUUUCCAAAGUCUUUACGUCAGCACCGACUCGCAGGAUUACCAAACCUGCGAGUCUCACCCGUCCACUAAAUGUUCCGACAGCUCGGAGCCAAACGCGACGCUGCACUCUGCGAACUCGACGAUCUGCGGCGAGCUGAGUGAGAGUCAGAGGACUGAGGAAGAUCCCACCAGUGUGUGCGAGACAUGUAACGAAGAAAUCAACCAGUCAGAAAGAUCCAUUUGUGGAGCGAAGGACAAGACAAGUCAAGAACAAGUAGCCACUCAGUCAGCUGACUUUUCAAAUGCUGAAUUGAUACCGAAACUGCAGCAAAACUCCAACAUCUCUUUACAGCCUGACGCUGAAAUCAAAGAGCAUUUUUCCAAAGUCUUAAACGAUUCCUCUGAACCUGUAAGAAACACUACGGAUGUGACGACAUCUACGACUCAAAAAGAUGAACUCUGCUCCGCACUCCCGUCAGUGCACAUCAUAACCUCCUCCCCUGAUGUGACGCAGAGCUCAUCCAUGCAAGACGUUGGCGACACACUGUUGCACACUGGUACAUCUGAUCAGAGCAGCAUUUUCCAAAGUCUUUAUGUCAGCACUGAGUCUCAGGAUUACCAAACCUGCAAGUCUCUCCCGUCCUCUAAAUGCUCCGGUGGCUCUGAGCCGAACGAGACGCUGCACUCUGAAAACUCGACACUCGGCAGUGAGCUGAGUAGAGAAGAUCUCACCAAUGCAAGCACGCCAAGUAACAAAAAAAUCGACCAAUCUGAAGGAUCAAUCUGUGGAGUCGAGGACAAGACAAGUCGAGAACAAGUAUUCACUCAGUCGCUGGACUUUUCAAACACCAACGUCUCUUUACAGCCUGACAGUGAAAACAAAGAGGACUUUUCCAAAGUGUUAAAUGAUUCCUCCGUAACUGUAAGAAACACUUCAGAUGUGAUGAUGUCUACAAAUCCAAAAAACGAACUCCGCUCCAAACACCCGUCAGCACACAUCAUAACCUCCCGCCCUGAUGUGACGCAGAGCUCGUCCGACUCUCCUAUUGAGAGUUUAAGAGGGCAGGAUGCAAGCCAGCCUCCUCCAGUACCAUUCGGACUUUUUGGUGAGUUCGUCAACACUGGUAGCACUGCACUCAGUCCGGGUCAAGACUGUGACGACGCACUGCGGCACACUUGUGUGCUGAGAAGUCAGAAGACUGAGGAAGAUCCCAUCAGUGCGUGCAAGCCACGUAACGACGAAAUCAACCAAUCUGAAGGAUCUGUUUGUGGAGCGGAGGACGAGACGGUAACCCCUGAGCCGAGCUUUUUGAUAGACAAUAACUUUGGUUUACCCCCUGCGGCGUCGGACUCUCACGUUAGCUGUAAUCAGAGGAAGCUCUCAGAAGGAGGUGCAGAAAACCAGCAUGUCGCUUCAAGCAACCCUCUGGCACAAACUGCUCCCAGACACCGCUCCCACUCUGAAGGCACACUGACACCCGACUUCGACGAGCUCCUCCUCCCCUCCUUUGGGAGUGAUCCUGGCAUGAUCCAGGAGUCCUCCUCUGCUCCGCCUGGCCCUGACCUCCCCUCUCUGACCUCCUUUGCUCCCUCUCUAACUCCUCAAAGUAGCUGCUCCCCUGUAGCGCUCUGUUCCCUUCCUCCUUCUGCCGAUGCUUCGACGAAGUCACCGCCCAGCGUGGCACGAGGCACACCGCCGCUACUUCAGGAGACGCAGCAGCAGCAGGCGGCCAAUCAGCAGAACAGCCCCCACCCCGUGAAGCCCCUGACCACUGCCAUGCUGGCCGAGGAGAAGCGGACCGAGGGCCGGUCAGUGCUGGCCACCGGCCUGGAGAAGCUCAAGUCCACCAUCCACCCGGGGAGGAGCAGCCAGCUCAGCGAGCCGGAGACCGACAGGAAGAAGUCUGGGACGGAGGGCGCGGGCUCGUACUACCACCUGAACCACAGUGAACUGGUCGCCCUGCUGGUGCAGCGGGAGGCGGAGCUUGAGAGGCAGAAGGCGGAGUUUGAGCGUCAGAGGCUGCUGCUGGCAAAGCGGGAGGUGGAGCUGAAGAAGCUGAAGCCGCAGGUCAAAGAUCUGGAGGACUACAUUGACACGCUGCUGGUGCGCAUCAUGGAGCAGAAGCCCACUCUGCUGCAGGUGCGCUCCAAGUUAAAGUGACGCCGGCCGCUCCGUUCACUCGGUCCUCCACAACAACAGCUCUUUAGUCUUUUCACUGCUAUGCUGUCCUUUUUGAUACAAAUAUUUAGGCACUGAGAGGAGUCGAGGCGACGUUCUGCAGCCGGCAUGCUUUACUGCGCUGAGACGCGUCCUCGCAGAAGGCUUCGGGUCGUGCGGUUCUGAAUGUAGCGGGUCCUCAGGUUGAUUUCAGGUUCACACAGCCAGGUGGUUUUGAGCUCACGGAGGAGAGCGGGUUUGAAACCCAUGCUUCCAUUUCGGGAUCCUGAUUGUAGAAACAUUGAUUCCUCCUUUUCACCUCACCUCACUUUUAUCACUUUUUCACCACAGAGAGAAACUGUAGCGUCUCAGUCCACAACAGUCCGUAUCAAACCAGCUCCCCAAAAGACUCUCUGCUAAAGUGGAGCCGCUUUCAGAGCCACUCUGGUGGUUUUGCAUGUUUCAGAUCGUUAACUACAAAUUGCAUUCGCUUACAAACUGCACAUUUCUGUUGCUCAGCAUCAGGUUUAGAUUGAUUUUAUACCUUCGAGGCAGCAGCUGGUUUCACUUUGUUUCAGUGCAGCAUGAAACUCAUCGUGCAGAGAGCUUCUCUGUCACAGUGAACGUCUCUGACGCAUUUGAUUUUUAUUGCAUCGUUGUGUUAUGAAGGUAGUGAAGCGGCAGAAAGCAGGGACAGUUUUCAAAACAGUGCAACAGCAUUACAUAUUUCAAAUUAUGUUACUGAAUUAGUAUAGUUUUUCAGGCAUUUUACUCAGGUCCUUUGUUGUUGUAAU